AUUUUGGUUUACCGUGGAAUCCCAGGAAUUCCGGGAGUAUUGGAGGAUUAUUCAAAACGGACAAUUAGGCGAAAAGAGGGAAUAUUUAUCCCACCUAAACACAUUCGACCUUACCUUCAAUAUACUGCUACGUUAUUACCAAAUGGCCUUAUUAUUUAUAUUGGUGGACAUGAAGGUUGGAGUUCGGGCGAUAUUAUCGAAUAUUAA
Messenger RNA from Dentiscutata erythropus, 207 nucleotides. Lineage: Eukaryota; Fungi; Glomeromycota; Glomeromycetes; Diversisporales; Gigasporaceae. The record is from the annotation of a GenBank genome assembly.